Messenger RNA from Oryzias latipes (Japanese medaka), 3181 nucleotides. The record is from RefSeq and is a predicted model, not a curated record. NCBI's taxonomy places the organism in Eukaryota, Metazoa, Chordata, Actinopteri, Beloniformes, Adrianichthyidae.
AUGAUCCACUCUCAGCAGCCCUGGGAGAGCGUCUGUGCAAAAAAACUGGGCAGCAGCAGCAGCAGCAGCAGCAGCAGCAGCGGACGGUUUGCCAACGCUACUUUGGUGCGUCUGUCUGAGUUUCUGAGUUCAGGAUAUAAGAAAGGCGUGAGGCCGGUAAAGGACUGGAGGACGUCCACCAUCGUUGCUAUAGACCUCAUGGUUUACUCCAUUCUCAACGUGGAUGAGAAGAACCAGGUUUUGACAACAUACGUGUGGUACAGACAAUCGUGGACGGAUGAAUUCCUGGUGUGGAAUCCGGAGGAUUUUGAGGAAGUCAAACAAGUUUCUCUUCCCACAGCUAACGUGUGGGUCCCCGACAUCCUCAUCAACGAGUUCGUGGAUGUGGGGAAGUCUCCAGACAUCCCUUACGUCUAUGUCACACACGAUGGGCUGGUGCGAAACUACAAGCCCAUCCAAGUUGUCACAGCCUGCACUCUCAAUAUCUACAACUUCCCGUUUGAUGUCCAGAAAUGCAGCCUCACCUUCCAAAGCUGGCUGCAUACCAUUGAUGACAUAAACAUCACUCUGAUGCGAAGCCCUGAGAAGCUGAGGGACGACAAGAGUGUCUUCAUGAACCAAGGGGAGUGGGAGCUCCUCCACAUCCUGUCCAAGUACAAAAUCUUCAGUGUGGACAAUGACGACUAUUAUGCAGAGAUGAAGUUCCAUGUGGUGAUCCGGCGGCGGCCAUUGUUUUACACCGUGAAUCUGCUUCUGCCCAGCAUCUUCUUGAUGGUGAUGGACGUUGUUGGCUUCUAUCUGCCGCCAGACAGCGGAGAAAGAGUUUCCUUUAAGAUCACUUUGCUGUUAGGCUACUCGGUCUUCCUCAUUAUUGUGUCUGACACUCUGCCUGCCACAGCCAUAGGAACGCCACUGAUAGGCGUGUACUUUGUGGUCUGCAUGGCCCUGCUGGUGAUCAGCCUGACGGAAACGGUUCUGAUUGUGCGCCUGGUUCACAAGCAGGACCUGCAGCCGCCGGUUCCCCAUUGGGUGAAGUACCUGGUUCUGGAAAGAGCUCCUGUCCUUUUCUGCAUCCGCAAGAAGCACCGCCUCUGUUCCAGACUGUCCUCCCAGGCCUCAGACCUGGAGCACUACAAGGAAAACAACUAUGGGACAGCCCAGUGCACCCUCCACCAUACCUGUGAGAUGGGCCAAAGGCACAGCCAGCAGGAACGAGAUGUUGGGAUGCUUGGAUUGCGUCCCCCCUCAUCCAGGGACAUCAACCCACCGGUCAUGGACAACAUCCUGCAGGAGGUGACGGCAAUACGCGGCUUCCUGGAGAAGAGGGACAGGUGCCGGGAAAUUGCCAAGGAAUGGCUCCAAGUCGGCUACGUGUUGGACGUGCUGCUGUUCAGAGUCUACUUGGUGGCCAUUGUGGCCUACAGCAUCACACUGGGCACCUUGUGGUCAGUUUGGCAGGUCGCCUGAGCGUUGCUGCUUUACUGAUGUGAAUGUAAACUCAGUGGAUGUCGCAUUGCUUGAGUUAGUGGCUCUAUCCGCUACAAAGCAGUGGGAAAUAAAGGGGUCCUCAAAAAGUAAUUUAACUGGCUAAACGUCUACAGUAUGAGGGCUCUAUUGGCUUUCAGUGGCAGGUUUGAUGUGAUGACAUUGCUUUGGGCAUUUAUGUUUUACGCCAGAUCACAUACGUAGAGGGUCUGCGGCACUAAAGUACAAUGGAGAUGCUUCUAGGGGUUUAAUGGAAAUCGUCGGUUAAAGACAAAUGAUGUUAUUACAUCCAGAUAAAACAUAUAUGGAUAAUUUUAAAGUUUGUAUUGAAAUAAAAAAAAUCUAAGAUUUAUUCAUCUUCAUCUAACCAGGUCAAACCCAUUGAGAUCAGCACACGUCACAAAGAAGAAUAACAAUAAUAUAAUAAACGUAUACGGUUGGAAUUUGAAUUCUAAAUUUAAAAUUAAAGAAAAAAAAGUGACAUAAACGUGAAAAAAUAUCAGAAAAAAGGUUGGUGCCAUAAAACAAAAGUAAAACAUUAUGAAAAAAAAACACUAAAAUAUACAGUACAGCUUUCACAUACUAUCCUCUUGGUCAGUUAUUUGGAAAAAUAUUUGGAAAUUAAAUAUAAAUGAAAAAAUAUCAAAAUGUUAUGGAAUUGGUGAUACUGGGAGACAUUUAAGUGUUAAUAUCUUUAUGUGUAAUGCUCUAUAUGCACAACUUGGAAGUAAAUAUAUAAUGUAGUGCAAAAAUAUUUUUGGCUCUCUCUGAGAUGAUAAAUUGUGCUAAAAAAUGCUAAAACAUUGCAAAACAUGGUGUCAAUGUUCAAGAGUGGGAUGGGUGGGCAUUGUAUGUGUUUUAUAUAUAUAUAUAUAUAAAUUAGAUGUAACAAACUAUUAAACUUUACUGGUAAUGUUUUUUGUUUUUGUCAUUUGUUGAAAUUAUGUACUAAAAAUUACUUAUUUAGCCACAGAAUGAAACCUCUUAAAAAAAACUUAGCUUCAUGGAUUGUAUUAUCAAAAAAAGUCCAACUUUUAUUACAGUAAUUUUUUAACAAUAAAAGUAGUCCUACUUGUUACAGGAAAAUUAAACUGCUUGUUAUGCAUUAUAAAUUUAAAUGAUCAUAAACGUUAUUAUACAUGGUUUAAUGAUCAUGAAACAGUUGCUGUAAAACUGGGUCAUUAGAAUACGUUUAGCACAGAUCAGAUGUUAUUUGUUGUAUACAGUAAUAUUACAACAGAGCACUGUUGUACACCGAUAAAAAUACAGAUAAAAAUAAAAAAGGGAACUCCCUGAUCUUGGCUCUUGGCAAACCAAAAAUUCCAUUUUGAGUUAAACAGAUUUAAAAUACGCAUACGUUUAUAACGUCAGCAUAUUAUAUAGAUAUGCAGCCAUGAGCAAAACUCAACAUUUUUAAUUUUUUCAUCCUUCAGAGGAGCUUCCACAACCUGUAGUUCUUCACAUCCGCCACAGGAGGGCACUGUGUACAACUGCAUCACUUUUGUCGAGCAGGAAAUAGACAGCCCUGUGGACCAUGUUAAGUCACACUUUUGGUGUAAAAGCUUUUUUUUAAAUUUUUUUAUAUAAAGUUGCAAAAUGUAUUAAUGCUUAUUAGUAGUACAGCCUUCAGAUGUAUACAUUGCACAAUUGUAUUUUUUAAUACUUCUGACAACAGGAUAAAAAUCUUCAUGACUAA